Myiozetetes cayanensis is the source of this 1316-nucleotide messenger RNA. Its product is annotated as alanine aminotransferase 1-like. Lineage: Eukaryota; Metazoa; Chordata; Aves; Passeriformes; Tyrannidae. Gene Ontology annotation, biological process: biosynthetic process. Gene Ontology annotation, molecular function: L-alanine:2-oxoglutarate transaminase activity; pyridoxal phosphate binding. The coding region runs from base 303 to 1316 and encodes 337 amino acids. The transcript has 7 exons. The record is from RefSeq and is a predicted model, not a curated record.
CCCAUUCCCAUUUGCAGGCCCCGUCCCCAUUCCUAUUCCCAGUGAUUCAGUCCCCAUUCCAAGGCUCAAUCCCCCCAUUCCCAUUCCCGGUGGUUCAGUCCCCAUUCCCAGGCUCAGUCCCCCCAUUCCCAUUCCCGGGCUCAGUCCCCAUUCCCAUUCCCAUUCCUGGGCUCAGUCCCCCCAUCCCCAUUCCCAGGCUCAGUUCCCAUUCCCAGGAUCAGUCCCCAUUCCCAUUCCCAUUCCCAGUGAUUCAGUCCCCAUUCCCAGGCUCAGUCCCCCCAUUCCUAUUCCCAUUCUCAUUCAUGGGUUCAGUCCCCAUCCCCAUUCCCGGUGCCUCAGUGCCCCCAUUCCCAUUCCAUCCCCAUUCCCAUCCCACCCCAUUCCCGGUGGUUCAAUCCCCAUUCCCACCCCCUCCCGUUCCCGGCUGUGUUCCCGCAGGGCAGGUGCUCAGCCGGGGGGACAUGGAGGCCGUGCUGGGCCUGGCGGCCGAGGAGCCCCUCCUGCUGCUGGCGGACGAGGUGCAUCAGGAGCGCUGCUUUGACCCGGCUCGGCCGUUCCUGUCGUUCCGCCGGGUGCUGGGCGAGGCGGGGGCUCCUCUGUCCCGCUCUGUCCAGCUCAUCUCCUUCUACUCCCUGUCCAAAGGGAUGGCGGGGGGAGGGUUCCGGGCGGGAUUUUUCGACCUGGUGAACGUCGACCGGAGCGUCCUGAAGGGUUUCUACACGUGGGGGAUGUCGGUGUAUCCCCCGAUCCUGGGCCAGGCCAUGCUGGAGGUGGCCAUGGACACCCCCAAAUCCCCGGAUUCUGCCUACGAGGCCGUGCAGGAGCACCGGCGGGAGCUGUGCCGGGCUCUGGCGCGGAACGCGCGGCGGGUGCAGGAGGUGCUGGGCGGGACCCCCGGGAUGCGCUGCCCGCCCCUGGCCGGGGGGCCCCGCGCCUUCCCCCGCAUCCACAUCCCCCCCCGCGCCCGGAGCUGCGCCACGGCGCUGUCGCUGCAGCCCGACCGUUUCUUCUGCCGGCGGCUGGAGGAGCUCACGGGGCUGGCGGUGACCCCAGGGAGCCACUUCCGGGCACGGGGGGCUCCCACCUGGGGCUGUCGCUGCUGCUGCCGCCGGAGAGGCUGGAGCGGGUCCUGCAGCUCCUCGUGCGCUUCCACGCCCAAUUCCUGCGGGAAUUCUCCUCCCCGGGGACUCCCCCUCGCCUUCCCCACCCCAAUAAGCCCCCACCCCAAAAGCCUCUCGUUGCCCCCCAAACCCCACGGCGAGGCCCGAGGCAGGAAGAGCUUGGAAGGCACUUGGAGACCACCCGGGAUGGGGUGA